AAAGCAAAAGCAGAGCAACUAGCUAGUAAAGUAAGCUUAUAAAAAAUACAAAAGAUAGUCCAUUGCCAACCAAUCUUUCAGUCAUAAAGGUUUGAUUAUUCACUCUCCCUCUCCAUUCUCUCCCUCUCUCUCUCUCUCUUCAACAAAUGACCAUCUCAAGUCUCUCUCACACUCACUACUAUCUCCUUUGUUCAUGCAAGAUCUCAAGAACUCACACACAAGGAAGCCAUGGUACCAACGAGCAAUAGAGAUGGCCACAUUAUGGAAACCCUUUCCAAAACCUCCCAAAAAUCCCACAAAAGAUCACGAUUUUUUUUGGAAAUCAAUCUCAAAAACAAACGACAUCACCACAACAACCUCAACAAAUGCUACAAAGAGGCUAAGGAAAUGCAAAUCCCUAAGGGUGGCAACCUCCUUCACCCGAGUGUGCCUAUGCGCCCCAAUCUCUUCCUACACCGAGGUUUUCCAAGCCGACGUCCCGCCCCGGCGGAGCUACAGCUACCCGAGGUCCAAGCCGUCGGGCCUCGCGGCUGCGUCUCCGCCGGAGAUGAUCCGGAGCGGCCCUAGCGCGAGGAUGAGCAUCGAGGGGAGGAAGAUCUUCCGCGGGAAGUCUUUAAACGACGACGUUUUGAUGAGGAGGUUUGUGGUGGAGGAAGAGGAGGCGAUGAUGAAGGUGAGGAAGAGAAAUGAGAUGGAGAUUAUUAGGAGGAGAAGUUGUAUGAAGAGGAAGAAGAUUGGGCCUAGUCCUUUGAGUAGGAUGGUGUUGGCUGAGGAGGACUAUUGAUUAGGUCUAAUUUUUUUUUUCUUUUUUUUUUUCAAUUUCUUGUCACAAGAAUUUAUGUUAUAUUUUUAUAUUUUUCGACGUGUUUCGUUAUUAUACACUAAUGCAUAAUCAAGGAUUGACUUGUUGUAUUGUACCAAAUAACAUCAUGAAUGAAUACAAAUGCAAUACGUGUAUUGGUGAAGUGAAA
Molecule: messenger RNA, 971 nt
Organism: Salvia miltiorrhiza (redroot sage)
Lineage: Eukaryota; Viridiplantae; Streptophyta; Magnoliopsida; Lamiales; Lamiaceae
Exons: 2
Coding region: 194-784 (196 amino acids)
Source: RefSeq, a predicted model, not a curated record